AUGGAAACGAAGUACAGAUCUGUCAACGAAACCAAGGCUCAAAUCUGUGAAUUGUUGACCAGCAGAAGAGAGCAAACGUUUUCCCAGGAAUGGAUCAGAAAUGAAGAAGGGUGUUAUUUUAUAUCCACGUUUAAAUAUUACUACAAAGAGGCGAAAGAGUAUUGUUUGAACACCGAUUCUAAACUUCUUGAAAUAAAUUCAGCAGAAGAAGAGGAAAGUGGCUUCGAAAGUCGUGUACAGGAUGUACGAUGAAGACCCCGAAUGCGA
Messenger RNA from Hypanus sabinus (Atlantic stingray), 267 nucleotides. Its product is annotated as oxidized low-density lipoprotein receptor 1-like. NCBI's taxonomy places the organism in Eukaryota, Metazoa, Chordata, Chondrichthyes, Myliobatiformes, Dasyatidae. The transcript is spliced from 3 exons. The record is from RefSeq and is a predicted model, not a curated record. The coding region runs from base 1 to 252 and encodes 83 amino acids.